Boeremia exigua is the source of this 1400-nucleotide messenger RNA. RefSeq names its product inositol phospholipid synthesis and fat-storage-inducing TM-domain-containing protein. The coding region runs from base 211 to 1206 and encodes 331 amino acids. The transcript has a single exon. Gene Ontology annotation, cellular component: endoplasmic reticulum membrane. Gene Ontology annotation, biological process: lipid droplet organization; lipid storage; phospholipid biosynthetic process. Lineage: Eukaryota; Fungi; Ascomycota; Dothideomycetes; Pleosporales; Didymellaceae. The record is from RefSeq and is a predicted model, not a curated record.
CACCAGCCACAUCUGCUGAAAAUCAGUACAACGUCAUCGGUUCCUGUCGAACUCCACGCGCACGAACCAAGGUUUUUGAUCCUCCUUUGGCCACAAUUCGAUCAUCUCUUUCGCAUUGCGACGCAUGCGGUAUUCGCCAAACAGACGUCUCUCCACACCCCUUCGCGCCACCUCCUGCCUAUACCAUCAACGUCCAUCUGACCCACAACAAUGGCCACCCGCCGUAAACACACCUUCACAUCGGUCACCGAAUCUAACGGCUCCGCGCCUAUAACUGCCGGUAUGCCAGGCGGUACUAUCAAGCCUCUCACCGCCAGCGCGCGCCGCUCGCCUUUCCUGCCAACCCGACUCGAAGCGGUCCUCAUCUCCAUCUACCCUGCGACGCUCCUCGUAGGCAGCAUAAUUAGUACCCUAUCGCCCGCCUCGCGCGCCUCGCCCUACUCCGCCGACUCGCAGUCGCAUCUGCCUGAGUUUGCACCGAGCUACUUUGCGCUGAAGAAGAAUGUGUUCAACGUAUACUUUGUCAAGGUUGGAUGGUUCUGGACAACCCUGGCGUUCACAAUGCUGGUGCUCAUGCACCCUGGAUUCGGGCGCGGACUGUCCGUGAGAAGAAUCCGGGCGGUGCUGCGAUAUGGGCUAGUAACGACGUGGUGGGUGUUCGUCACACAAUGGUUCUUCGGCCCGCCGUUGAUUGAUCGCGGGUUCAAACUCACCGGCGGUGCGUGUGAACUGGCAAGAGACCCAGUGGCAAGGGCAGAGAUGAGCGAUACAAAGGAGUUCAUUACGGCGGCGACGUGCAAGGCUGUCGGUGGCAGCUGGAAGGGCGGUCACGACAUCUCUGGACACGUCUUCCUCUUGAUUCUGGGUUCUUCGCUGCUCUGGCUUGAGAUGCUCCCUGCGCUGACUCGUCUUGAGGGUCUGCGCGACGGCCGACUCAUCACUCUGUCAGACGGCAAGGUUGCAAGCGUGGCUGUCGAGAAGGAGAACCAGGAAGCUGAAGGCGAAGCGACGACUAAAGGCGUUAAAUUCGCCCUUGGAGUAGCUGCACUGAUGUGGUGGAUGCUACUCAUGACUGCCGCUUACUUUCACACUUGGUUCGAGAAGUUUACAGGCCUGGUCGUUGCGUUCACAGGCUUGUAUGCGAUUUACUUUGCGCCGAGAGGUGUGCCGGCCAUGCGGGCUUAUUUGGGAAUGCCUGGUGUGUAAGUAUGGAAGUUUCGAUUAGAUUCACGAGUAGUAUUGCACAAGCGGUUUGGCUUGCGCGUUUUGUAUAUAUCAACUCAUCUCACGUCUAAAGCAUGAGCAUGUCUCCAUAAUCGGAUGGUACGUGGAUAAAAAGUUGCGAGUACACUCAUGCACCAUCCGGAAAGAACACCUGAGAACAGCAUUCUCACCCAAGC